CUCGCCGCAGCUCCGAGUCUCCAACCUCGAGCCCAGUGCGAUCAGGUUCAGGUCUAACUGAUAAAAUAGCCAUGGCGUGGAGGAAGAAGAGUGGCAGCUACUCGUCGGCGUCAUCGUCGCCCGGCGCGUCGCCAUGCUACCACGACGAGCGCGAGAAGGUACCGAAGGGGCACGUCCCGAUGGUCGCUGGCUGCGGUGAACGCGUGGUGGUGCCGGUGAGGCUGCUUGCCGACCCCUGCAUCGCCGAGCUGCUGGACAUGGCGGCGCAGCAGUAUGGGUACGGCCAGUCGGGCGUGCUCCGAAUCCCAUGCGACGCGGACCAUUUCCGGCGGAUCGUCGGCGGCGCGCUUCAGAGAAGCAGCUGCUAGUUAGGCGCCCGGCGACAGACCUGAACAUGUAGGGUUGGAGCUAAUACAGAUACGGUGACGUUGAGCCACAGUGUACAUGAUUUAUAUAGUUCGUUAGACUGUGUUACUCUGUUCUUUGAUCGAUCGGUUCUUUGAUCAAUAUAUG
Molecule: messenger RNA, 513 nt
Organism: Lolium perenne
Lineage: Eukaryota; Viridiplantae; Streptophyta; Magnoliopsida; Poales; Poaceae
Source: RefSeq, a predicted model, not a curated record